This is a messenger RNA of Orbicella faveolata, 1461 nucleotides long. Its product is annotated as adenosine receptor A2b-like. Gene Ontology annotation, molecular function: G protein-coupled receptor activity. The record is from RefSeq and is a predicted model, not a curated record. Gene Ontology annotation, biological process: G protein-coupled receptor signaling pathway. Lineage: Eukaryota; Metazoa; Cnidaria; Anthozoa; Scleractinia; Merulinidae. Gene Ontology annotation, cellular component: membrane.
CGUAAUUUGCUUUCAUGAACACAGAUGGAAAUCAUCUACUUACUGACGUGAUCAUUAAUACUUAAUAUUGCACUUUUAAUUUAAUAGUUGUUAUGACGGUACUUUUGUUCCUUUCUGUUUGUAUGGAAUUUAAGAGUUAAACGCUUAUGAGGAAGUUUGGUUAAAAUGACGCAAGCGGAAUUGCAUCGCCUACAAAGGAGGAGCGAUUGAGAAAUUACAUUUUUGUGUCUGUUUAUUUUCGUUUUGUCCAGUCAUUUAAUUUCACUCCGCAAAAAUCUAAUUCCCUUGACCUGAACUUGAUCUAAUCACCAUAUGAAAAAAAGUUUUUCAAGCUUAUCAGUGGGGAGUUGGCAAAGUCAUGAUAAGAUUUCUCGUUCUUAAUCCGGCUUCAUUCAGCUUUAUAAUCCGAUGCCUGUGUGUAGACACCUCAGUCCUAUUCCCACGGUAUAUUUACUAAAAUAGUACAACUUUCGAGCGAAAGGAAAGACGUGACUUCCUGAAAUCUACCAAAUAUGAAAUCAAUGACGUCACACAAGACCGACCGAGCUCUUUCGCUCAGACGUCAUGCGAAUAGUCACAAUUGCACAUUAUUAAGGCUGUUUUCCGGAAAGAUUUAAUUCGUUUAUCAAUUCUUGCCAUACUAUCAAUGCCAUAUUAUCAAUACGCAGCCACUGGUUCACAAGUCACAGAAGGUUUUGACGUCUUUGUAGCUUUUAGCUGAAGUUAACGACCGUCAAAAAAAACCCGUUAGACGACACAGAAAGGAGGUGAGCUCAGCGGAUAAGUUUUUACGGUAUUUAAGAAGAAAAAUAGAAGCCAGAUGUACAUGUUGGGCACUGUAUAAAUGGGAGCGAGUGCUUGGUGAUCUCAAACUUGAAGGCGUAUCAUAUGAAAAAAAUAAAAAUUUAAGGCGUAUCAUAUGAAAAAAAGUACAAAAACAAUCAAUGGAAAAUUGGAUAGCCGAUGAUGAAGUGUUAAACAUGGCAAAUGCUUCAAGUGGUAACUAUUCGCACAAUUUUACGCCAGCUUCACUUGAACCACAAGACGUUUGGUAUUGGAUCGUCAAAGCAAUCAUCGCCAUUUUAUCCAUCGUAGGAAAUGGACUUGUCAUCUACUUCAUCAUUUUCAAACGACGCCUGCGUGCCACCAAUAACUGGUUCGUGUUAUCCUUGGCAGUAGCAGACUUAAGCAUCGGUUUGUUCACAACACUGAGUGGUUUCCUGUGCACGUUUCAUUUUCGGUGCGACUGGAGGAUGCAGAUUACAUUUUACAACUUUCUGCUUUUCGCCUCCACGUUGAACCUGUGGGCGAUGGCAAUUGAUCGAUACAUUGGGAUUGUACACUCUUUACGGUAUACAUCACUCAUGACAACCACACGAGUCGUAACAAUGACAUAAAAAGCCUGUGAUUUCUCUCAGUAAAGAUUCGACGAUAAUUACAUGACAAUCGAUAAACCUGGCU